AUGGGUACAGGAAGUGCAAAAUGGCGAUGGACGGAAUGAUGUCCACGUCCUCGGGUCUCUCUUACCAUAAUGCCGGGGACUUUUACCCCAGAAAGUUUGGCCCGAAGCCGGACGUGGUGCCUUCAGGGGUGACCGAGAGAAAAGUGGGUCCGCUGGAUAAACCUGACAUGGUUUCGGUGGAUGUCCUUAACGUCACGGAAUCAGAUGUUCACAUGCACAGGAAGAAGCACGAACACGACACAUAUGUGUUGGGCACCAUUCAUCCAUUCAGGAAGACGCACAGAUCCAUCUUUGGAAAACUCCAGCAAGAAUUCAGACUGGUGACAUCAGACAGACGGUCGUGGAGGAUCCUGCUGUUCGGGGCUCUCAACCUGCUGUGUACCGGCUGUCUGCUGAUGUGGUGCAGCUCCACCAACAGCAUGGCGUUAACUGCCUACACAUACCUCACCAUCUUCGACCUGUUCAGUUUGAUCACCUGUCUCAUCAGUUCCUGGGUGUCCAUGAAGAAAGCCAGCCAGGUCUACUCCUUUGGGUUUGAACGGCUGGAGGUUUUGGCGGUUUUUGCCUCUACUGUUCUCAUCCAGCUGGGAGCCUUGUUCAUCCUGAAGGAGAGUGUGGAGCGCUUCAUGGAGCAGCCUGAGGUCCAUACAGGCCGCCUCCUUGUCGGGACGUUUGUGGCUCUAUUCUUCAACCUGUUGACUCUGCUGUCCGUCAGGAACAAACCGUUCACCUACGUCUCAGAAGCGGCCAGCAGCAGUUGGCUUCAGGAACAUGUGGCAGAUCUGAGUCGAAGUUUGUGCGGCAUUAUUCCAGGACUGAGCAGCGUUCUGCUUCCUCGCAUGAAUCCGUUCGUCCUGAUCAACAUGGCCGGAGCUUUCUCCCUCUGCAUCACCUACAUGCUCAUAGAAAUCAAUAACUAUAACGCAGUGGACACGGCAUCGGCGGUGGCCAUCGCUCUCAUGACGUUUGGCACCAUGUAUCCCAUGAGUGUCUACAGUGGGAAAGUGCUGCUGCAGACGACGCCGGCACACGUCAUCGGCCAGCUGGACAAACUGCUCCGAGAGGUGUCGACUCUGGAGGGAGUGCUGGAGGUUCGUAACGAGCACUUCUGGACCGUCGGCUUCGGAUCUCUGGCCGGCUCCGCCCACGUCCGUAUCCGCCGCGAUGCCAACGAGCAGCUGGUCCUCGCUCACGUCACCAACCGCCUCCUGCCGCUCGUCUCCACGCUGAGCGUCCAGAUCUUCAAAGAUGACUGGAGCCGCCCCCUCCUCUCGUCGGCCCUCACCUCCUCUUCCUCUUCUGCUCCUCCUCUGGGUCCUGAAGGCUACACCUCCUCCUCCUCACUGCCUCCUCUUCUCCACGGGAUGGACCCUCUGACCUCCACUCCCUCCAAACCCACCAGCCCUCCUCCAGAGUUCGCCUUCGAAACCCCGGGGAGAAACGCUCAGCAGGUGCUGCUCCCGGCCCCGGGACACCUAGGGCCCUACGGAGGCCUGGGGCUCCCCUACGGAGCGUCGUCCUACGCGGGGAUGCUGAGUCAGGGGCUGGCGAGGCCUGGCGUGGGGCUGGGUCUCGGGGCGGGGUUAGGACUGGGCGUGGGCGUGCCUCCCUCUCAGAGCUACAGGACUGCCUUCGGAGGGGCCCCGGCGCCGCUCCGCUUUGGGAGCCACAACCCUCUGGCUCCUCAGUCGCAGUACAGACAGUACCGACCAUAAAUGUGCCGCGACAGGACUUCAAAAACUUUCUUUCGUGAUGGAGGUGAAGUUUCCCCCCCUCACGGGGUUGAAGGGCUUCACUCCCAGAGAGGAAACAAAGGUCACAGUCUGCUCUUCAGGAUAGGAGGGUGAGCGUGUUGUGGUAUUUAUUUUGAUGACAAGGGGUUGGAUUUAUUUUAGGUUUUUUUAUCGGGAUGUUACGACACUUCCUCACAGAUAGGCUGACAGAAAGGAAGCAGUGUGUGUUCGGACUUUUGUUUUUAUUUUGUACGAAGAAACUUCACGAGGAGACUUUUUUUUUGGGGGCAACAUAGUCAACCAACAUUCCUGGUGAGAGGAAAUUCCAGCAUUGCAUUUAAAAUUCCAGCUUUUUAAAAGAAACCAGAGGGAGAUAACGCUCAACCAAAUUGAGAGAGGCUGAAAAUUCCAGUUUUAUGUGAUGUUGAAGAACUUUGAGGCAUCUGCCUUAAAGUGUGUGGCUUCAUGAAAUCAUAAAUGACGUUAAUAAUUAUUAAUAAUUAGUUUUUCCCUAUUUAAAUUCUGUCCAUUCAUUUAAUCUACAUCAUUUUGAACACAGAAUUGCUGCAAUUAUUUAUAUAAUUUGCAGAUUUCUUUUACAUUUCAUUUAUGCUAUGAUAUUUCAGACAAAGGUAAAUCAAAUGCAUAUCAUAAUAUUCAAAUUGUAUGACCAAAAGGCAAAAUGGUUGAUUUAUAAUAAAAUAAAAGUAAAAUGUUCCCUUUUUUAAAAAUAUUUUUGUUUCUCCAUUCCCCAUAAAUUCUGUACUGAAUCUCCUCUUGAAAACCAUUCUAGACAAAUGAAUCAACCCAGUUGUUUAUUUCCUGCAGCCUCUUGGUUUUGUACUCUUCCUCCUUAAGUAUUAAAGUCUUUAGAUCUGCUCAAGUUAAAGUGGGAUGACGGUGAAUCUGUUUUAUUAUGAUUAAACGCGGAGCCUUUUCAUGGACUUUACAACUGGGAGAAUAUAUUUGACUGGGAUUUUUUGACACGGUUUAUCCUUAUUAUUGUUUUGUAUUUAUCUGAACUUGGACUGGUUGUUAGAAAACAGUUAUUUCUAGAUGUUCAUUUCUUACAGGUCACAGGUUUCUGGUGCCUUUCUCUAAUUCAGAGAAUCCAAAAAAAACUUAAACACUAAUCACAAUAACAUCAGAGCUGAGAAAUGUGACGCGUGUUGAGUAAAGACACAACCAGGACAGAUGUAUAAGCACUCAGCCUAAAUGAGAGAUAUUCAUUGGGGUAAAAGAAAGGUCUGGGACUGUUAUUAAAACAGGCAACGAAAGAUGUUUUCCUCUCCUUUGUUCUUCUGCUAAUCGAAAGGCAACAAUCUGUGGACUUACUGGAGAUAAAAAAAGAAGAAAU
Molecule: messenger RNA, 3090 nt
Organism: Eleginops maclovinus (Patagonian blennie)
Lineage: Eukaryota; Metazoa; Chordata; Actinopteri; Perciformes; Eleginopidae
Gene: slc30a6
Product: solute carrier family 30 member 6
Exons: 15
Coding region: 21-1715 (564 amino acids)
Biological process (GO): zinc ion transport; transmembrane transport
Cellular component (GO): membrane; Golgi apparatus
Molecular function (GO): monoatomic cation transmembrane transporter activity
Source: RefSeq, a predicted model, not a curated record